UGAUUAUUCACUCGGGCCUCCGGCCAAACCAGACAUGCAUCUGAAACACGGGCAGAAAAUGAUGCACUUCAACAACACAUUAUCACAACACAAACUGUUUAUUUAACACUCUUCCCAAGCAGACAGGUGAAAAACCUGAAGAUCCAGUUUGUCAGUGUUACAUUUACAGUCUGACCGGCAUAAGAGCUCAGUGCUGGUGGACACAUCAAAGCUUUACAUUCGCACUUUCAGGAAAGAAAGUACAGUGACGCAACAGAAAAAUGGCACAUUAUAAUCAACCAUUAGCAUCUUCAUCAGGAGAAGUCAAUCUGGGAGCGUCUGUCAACCCUCAUGCCAAACCCACUGACUUUGACUUCAUGGCUGUUAUUGGUAAAGGAACAUUUGGGAAGGUGCUCUUAGCGAAACUCAAAGCCGAUGGAAAAUUCUAUGCAGUAAAGGUUUUGCAAAAAAAAGUUAUAUUGAAGAAAAAGGAGCAAAAGAACAUAAUGGCGGAGAGGAAUGUGCUGCUCAAGAGCCUGAAACACCCUUUUCUAGUCGGGUUGCACUACUCAUUUCAGACCCCUGAAAAACUCUAUUUUGUGCUGGAUUAUGUCAAUGGUGGAGAGCUGUUUUAUCACUUGCAAAGAGAGCGCUGUUUCUCAGAGCCAAGGGCUCGCUUCUACACAGCUGAGGUGGCCAGUGCUAUCGGUUACCUUCACUCUCUCAAUAUAGUUUACAGAGACCUCAAACCAGAAAACAUUCUAUUAGACUCCCAGGGUCACGUGGUGCUAACCGAUUUUGGUUUGUGUAAAGAAGGUGUUGAACCAGAAGGAACCACCACAACUUUCUGCGGCACUCCAGAGUAUCUAGCACCUGAGGUUUUACGUAAAGAGCCCUAUGACCGCACGGUGGACUGGUGGUGUCUUGGAGCUGUGCUCUAUGAGAUGCUGUUCAGCUUACCUCCGUUCUACAGCAGAGAUGUAUCGGAGAUGUACGAUGGUAUCUUGCAUAAACCUCUUCACCUGCCACCUGGUAAAUCUGAGGCCGUAUGCCACUUGCUCUACGGACUCCUGCACAAAGACCAGCAUCGGCGAAUAGGAGCUAUCGCUGAUUUUCUGGAGAUUAAAAAUCAUGUGUUCUUUGUACCCAUAAACUGGGACGACCUCUACAACAAGCGAAUCACUCCUCCAUAUAACCCCAAUGUGAGAGGCCCUGCAGACCUUCAGCACAUUGACCCAGAGUUUACCCGAGAGAUGGUACCCAACUCUGUGGGCCGUACGCCGGAACCCACCCCCAGCCUGGCCACCAGCAGCUCCAAUGCCUUCACCGGCUUCUCCUAUAUCUCUGGAGAAGAUGGCUUUCUCUGAGGCAUGUUAUCUCACAUCAGGAUGACCUUCAAGCAUCGAUCAUAUACCCUUUCUGGACAUUGGAAAAACAUUCAAAUGUUUUUGAGUUUAUUAUCCUUUUUGACCAUGCCUUCAUGUUAAUCAGGGUAAAGAAAAACAUUAUGUAUACAAGUUGGAAUUGUUACAGUAGGAUGAUGACUUGUUGAUUUUGUGUUCAUUGUGCAUGAAUGAUAAAUCAGAAUUUCAUCAGUAUGCACAAUUUUCAUUUUUCAAGGACACUGCAGCAAGUUACAAAAUCUGUAAAAAAAAUUGUAUUUGUCAUAUUGCUUGUCUCUUAAGGAUAUAAUUGUGGAUCUGUGUUUCUUAUCUAAUUUUCAUUAUGCUCUUUAUCUGAUUUCUGGAGCAACUUUGGAUGUGAUUUUUGGAGAAAAUCCAAAACGUUGUUGUAUGUGCAAAAACAUCCUGUACAAAGCUUCUGCUAUUAUAAAAAAUUAUAUUUUGUAAUACGAUGCAAAUAUAUAUUAUGAAUAAUCCAUAAACAGGGUUGGGGAGUAACGGAAUACAAAAUAUAAGUAACUGUAUUCCACUACAGUUACAAUUUAAAUAAUUGGUAAUUAGAAUAGAGUUACAUUCCAAAUGUACUUUGAUUACUGAAGAGAUUACUUUGCAUUUUAUUGUCAUUUGUUUCAUUUAAUAUUUAGUCCUUAAAGAUGGAAAACAUUUAUACAUAUAAAUGAUUCGAUCCAAUGUGCAUUUGAACAGUGGUGAAACACUUUCUUUCUAGCAAGACCUUUGAUAUUAGGGCAAAAAUCAUAUUCUUGAUAAAAAUAAAAAUAUGAUUUUGUAUUGUUUUCCUGUAAUAAUAUCUAAAAAUCUUUAAAACAAGAUCAAUUUGAUUUAUCUUGUUUUAGAAACAACACUGCAUAAGAUAUUUAGAUUUUUCAGAGAAUGUUUUUUUAACAUGUGUAUUUUGUCUUACUGUACUGACAGAGUUUUUAUUGUCAAAACAAGUGAAACAAAUCUACCAGUGCUGAAGAAGUAAUCCAAAGUAUUUUGAAUACGUUACUGACCUUAAGUAAUCUAACAGAAUAUGUUACAAAUUACAAUUUACAGCAUGUAUUCUGUAAUCUGUAGUGGAACACAUUUCAAAAUAGUAACCCUCCCAACCCUGUCCAUAAAUGCGAACAUCAUAAAACCGCUUUACUAAAUCUAUGUAUUAUUUGUAACAUGGAGGAUGAAAAUUUUUCAUAAUUGGCCGGUCUUAGGCCUUUGAAAACCAAACAGAAUUUAUAUUAUUAAUAAUAAAUAUUGUGGCAUCUUUGCCUUUGUGUCACCUUUUUUAAUAAACAACUUUAUGGAUCUUGUUUUUCCCCCAAAAAUAUUAUUAAUAUUAAUACUAAUGUUGUGAAUUGCAGUGCACUAUUUUUACAAACAUCUUCUUCAAUACACAGUAGUGCUCAGCUUACUUGCUAUGUAAUGUUAUUGUUUGUGUAAGGUUUUACUAUUCAACUGUGGGCCGGCUUUUACCUAAAACUGUGUAACAAAAUGGUUACUUUCAAGAGUCAAGCUGUAAUGUUACGGCCGCUAUCCUUGGUAGUCCAAGGCUAACUUGCUCACAAACUGUGAGUACGCAUCUGUUCUCCUUUCAUAGCUCUGAUGUAAGUUUGGCUACACCCAUUCCAGCAAAUGAUGACUAACUUAGAUGCACUACGUGUCU
Messenger RNA from Xyrauchen texanus (razorback sucker), 3042 nucleotides. It is a transcript of the gene sgk2a, whose product is annotated as serum/glucocorticoid regulated kinase 2a. Lineage: Eukaryota; Metazoa; Chordata; Actinopteri; Cypriniformes; Catostomidae. The transcript is spliced from 13 exons. The record is from RefSeq and is a predicted model, not a curated record. The coding region runs from base 261 to 1346 and encodes 361 amino acids. Gene Ontology annotation, biological process: protein phosphorylation. Gene Ontology annotation, molecular function: protein serine/threonine kinase activity; ATP binding.